Pungitius pungitius (ninespine stickleback) is the source of this 981-nucleotide messenger RNA. RefSeq names its product 4-hydroxyphenylpyruvate dioxygenase a (gene hpda). Gene Ontology annotation, cellular component: endoplasmic reticulum membrane; Golgi membrane. The record is from RefSeq and is a predicted model, not a curated record. Lineage: Eukaryota; Metazoa; Chordata; Actinopteri; Perciformes; Gasterosteidae. Gene Ontology annotation, biological process: L-tyrosine catabolic process. Gene Ontology annotation, molecular function: 4-hydroxyphenylpyruvate dioxygenase activity.
AUGUGUAACGUGGCGCCCUUCAUUGCAGCUUCGUUCUACUGUGAUAAGAUGGGCUUUGUCUUGGCCUAUAAGGGAUUGGAGUCUGGCAGCCGAGAGGUGGUGUCUCAUGACAUCAGACAGGACAAAGUGGAACAUGACAUGUAUCUCUGCAUGACAGCUUGGUUUCAUUUUCCCUCAGCGAUGGGGGAGCACUUGAUCAAGCCCGGAGACGGAGUCAAAGACAUCGCCUUUCAAGUGGACUGUGACUUCUUAAUCAAGACAGCUGAAGAGCGAGGAGCUGUGAUUGUUAAGGAGCCCUGGGAGGAGCGGGACAGCCGGGGCUGGGUCAAGUAUGCUGUGGUUCAAACGUAUGGAGAUACUACGCACACACUCAUUGAGUACCUCAGGCCCUACAAAGGCCUUUUCCUGCCAGGCUACAAAGAGCCUCUGUUUAGGGAGUCUCUAGCACAGGGUUUAAACUUCAUUGAUCACAUGGUGGGAAACCAGCCAGAUGACCACAUGGUGCCAAUUUCAGACUGGUAGGAGUGUGUCUUAGUGUCACAUAUUGACGACACGCAGAUCCACACACAGUACAGUUCACUGAGGUCCAGAGUGGUGACCAACUAUGAAGAGACCAUCAAAAUGCCCAUCAACAAACCUGAGGGUGAAAAACCCCCACAAAUCCAAGAAUACGUGGACUACAACGGGGGACCAGGUGUUCAGCACAUCGCUCUCGACACAUCAGACAUUAUUCAGGCAGUAGUGAACCUGUGCGCCCGAGGGAUGGAGUUCCUUUCAGCGCCUGACAUGUACUACAACACACUGCGGAAGAACCUUAAAACCGCCAAGAUCAAGGUGAAGGAGGACCUCGACCGUUUGCAGGUGAGAGUCUUCGGGGCAGGAAACUUCAAAUCUCUCUUUGAGGCGAUGGAGAGGGACCAAGAGGCCAGGGGCAGAUUCAUUGUGCCAACACCCAAAGGGCAGUCCAAAGCCUUCAACUGA